Mustela lutreola (European mink) is the source of this 3557-nucleotide messenger RNA. RefSeq lists its product as uncharacterized. The record is from RefSeq and is a predicted model, not a curated record. The transcript has 8 exons. Lineage: Eukaryota; Metazoa; Chordata; Mammalia; Carnivora; Mustelidae. The coding region runs from base 60 to 758 and encodes 232 amino acids.
CUGUCACUCUGUGAGCCGAGCCCCUGACGGUUGGGUGAACAGGACUAACAGUCUUCACGAUGGGGAAUCUUAACUGCUGUUGUACGGAAAUCUGUGGGGAGUGUCUCCCUGAGGAUGUGGAGUUGCCCCCACCCACGCCAACCCCUCCACGACGACGACACCACCGCCGCCGCAAGAAGAGAGUCCGGUUCUCCCUCCAUGAUGAAGUCUGUACCUUCGAGGACACCGAGGAAGACCCUGUGGAGAACCAGUCCAAGGAACUUCCUAGGGGCUGGACAAAGGAAGGUCCCCCAACUCUCCCUGAGGUAGACGCUGGGAGCAAGGACAGCUCUCUCCACGAUGACCUGAUGGAAGAGCUACUACCCACUUUGAGGGCCGAGGAGGAAACUCUGACUCUCCCUCAGGAGGCGGCGACUGGAUAUAUCCCGUAUGCAUAUUCCCCCAUCAUUCCCUUUAGGGGGACAGAUCUAACUCAACAAGGUAGGGCUUUCUCUCCUCCUUUGGUCUGGAGAGCUUCCCCCCUUCUGAGUUCCUCCCAGGAAUGGAGGCUGGGGCGGACUGAACAAACAGAGUGUCCUGCAGAAAACCAGGACCCUGUGCUACAGUCCCUGCAAACCAGUAGGUCAUUCGGGCGGUGUGCUUGGCGCUUCGGAGGGUUGGGGCUCGUUUUUGCGUGGGUCGAUGUGACGGGAUCGGGAAUGUGGGUGUGUGGACUGCGUGCUUUUCGCCAGAAGACAUCUCCCACUGAAUGGACUUGAGGGCACGGGUCAAAGUUUCAAAGCCAAACCUCCUUCAUCCCCACUGCACACACCCUGCUAGGGCACCACAUUCCUCGCUGACCCCAGCUCCACCUGGAGGGUUGCUCAGGAUUCCGUCUCCUCAGACAGGGAUGGGGAGAAAGGAAGGGGCCCACAUCUGUCCUAGCUCGGGACAUUUCUCAGACAGGGUCAAAACACAAAGGAAUCAGAAGCUACUUUAGUCGACCCAAACAUCACCACCAGCCUUACAAAAAUGCUCCGAUCUUGAAUGCACAUAGAGGGAAGGUUCACUGGCAAAUGGCAAUGGCCAGGAAAGCUUCAACAUUAGCUCGGGGCCCGAUCCGACUUCCUGACAAUCUGCUACAUGGCCAGGUUAGAGAGUGCCCUUCUCUCGCCUGGCCUCCGCUCUCUCGUGAACUUGCCGGGUCCUGACUGGGGGAGCUGGGUCCUGGGAAACUGGGUCCCUCAGACUCCAAGGACACACCCACAUGCCACAGGAAAGGAAGACGGGGAAGAAUCAGCACUUUGUGGAUGGGGACUCUGUUGGAAUGGUCAGAUGUCAGUACGUAGAAAUCCUGGGUCUUUGGUUUUCCUGACCCUGCAUGACUCAGGGACAAAUAGAAACCUCUAGGGUACUUGUGCUUGCAUUGAAUGCAACCCUGCCACACAGUGUCCUUCUGCAGAAAUACAAUCUCCUAGAAGAGGCGAGAGGUAGGUGGGAGCAGCCAAGAAACGGUCUUGACCAUGACCAUGACACAGUCGCUGGUUGGAGGAACUUGCCUGUCAGUACGGAACGUGUCUCUUAGUGUUUACCCUUUUUACUUGAAGAGGUCACCCUGAUUCCACUCCCUGUAGCUGGAGUUCAGAGUCAAUAUUUCUCCCUCCGUUCCUGCUCCUUGCCCUGACCUCUCUCGAUGCAGCAGCAGCUUGCUCAGUCCAUACCCACACCAUACACUCCCGGUCACGCCCAACCCAUGUGAAACUCCCUGAGCUCUUCCUGCCGAGCCCCACCAGUGGACUGACCAUUCUGUGGAUCUCUCUCUAGCUUGGCUGGAUGGACAGGCGGGUGAACGUUCAACAGGAAAGAAUGAGGAAGACGCCCCGUUUUACACCAGAGUGGUGUCCCUGCUGGAAGAGGACGGCAAUCCCCUGGCUAGCCAGUACGAUGACCUUGACGUGGACAGCACAGAGGGAGAGGUCCCAUUGUUCACCAAGGUGGUAAGUUAGCCUUUCUUCAGGUGAGGUACAGCAUCCCUUGUUUCUCUGAUACUCGCAGUCAGAUCCGAACACUUCAGCACGUACAAUGUCCUUGGUGAAGAGAUUCUUGAGGGAGCGACUCUUAGCCAGGGAGACCCCGUUCCAACGACCCUGCAGGAAACAGCAGGUUCGGUUACAGUCCACAGGGUCGUGAGCUUUUUCACGGGUGCUACUGACACCGCCGUGCCACCCAAUGGACCCAGGGCAUUUGACCUCUAGGUGGAUUCCACAUCACUGCCCAUGACCCUGCCCAUCACCAAGAGAACAAAAGAGCUGUGCACACAGGACGAGGCAUGACUUGAUGUUCACCAUGUUUUCUUUUCUGAAAUCGCAGGUGGCCCGGCUGGAAAAGAAGAGUGGUAAGUAUGCUGUCCUCUAGAGUCACUCAUUGCUUUGGAGCUACCUGGACAAUGAAUGGGCAAGGUGGGGCUUCCUUGCAGGCUCCAUCUUGAGAGCCACCCAGAAUCCAGAUCCUGUUGCAAUAAGACUAAGAGUUAUGUUCUGGACCGAGACCCGAGGCCUUGUGACCCUAACCCCAGAAGCUACCAUGCUGCUCUUAGGUGCUGUAGGAUCGGGUGCUGGGCACGAGGUCUGUUUCCAUGGGAAUUCAUGCGCUGUGAUUCACAGGGUUGGUGUGUGUGUGUCAGGUGGGUAAAUGCUGUGCUCUCAAACGUGUCUGGUCCCCUCAAAAUGGCGAUUAAUGGUGUCCACAUUCUCAGGGAGAUUUCCCAUCACUGUCACGUCAUGAAUGUCCAUUCAUGGGAAAACUCUUCAACACCUACAACUGAAAGAGGUGUUCUUUCCUUGCAAGUACACAUCAAUUCCCCCGGAAAACAAACCCCGUCGCUAACUAGGAAGGGCGAGACUGUGCCCCAAAGACACAAGUGUGUCCUUGUUACUGAGUCAGUGUCCAUGGGGCUCUCCCGCCAAGGUAGGUCUCGGGCAUGAAUGGUCACAGCACCUCACUCUUGACACUGCACUCACACACACACACAUCUCUGCAUCAAGGCCCCACGAUGCGUCUUCCCAACCUCAUUGGAAGCACUGAGUGCUGCGACACACUUCCUCCCUUCUACAGGCGGCUUCCGGGGCAGCCGUGUGCAACAGCCCGUUCGGGGAGUACCCGCACAAAGGGGCAGUGGCCAGGGAACAGAUGGGGCCAAUUCUCUCCAUUUCUCCAUGGAGAUCUACCAUUUCCCUGCAGAUACUGUGUCUGAGAAUGCAACUGGCCUUCUCUCAGGGAAAUCCCACACCCGCCACUGGUCUUUGCUGGGGCUCUUGGAGGUGGGCCCAAAAGGUGUCCUAUCCCAGGGGGAAUGAGGUCUUCUUCAGGGACUGAGCAUCACUGGGGGCACCUGGGCCCCCUCCAUGUAGGAACAAAGGGUGCUCUGUGCAUCACAACGUGGCCAAUGAGAACCUCAAACCUCAACAGGGGUGACAGGACAAUCACCACCCAUUUCGCUGGCCAUCUGUCCAUGCAAGAGGGCCUUGUUAGAUUCGGAAGGUUUGGGCCAAUAGACAACUCAAGGAAGUUCAGUGCCU